Molecule: messenger RNA, 3681 nt
Organism: Charadrius vociferus (killdeer)
Lineage: Eukaryota; Metazoa; Chordata; Aves; Charadriiformes; Charadriidae
Gene: APAF1
Product: apoptotic peptidase activating factor 1
Exons: 26
Coding region: 1-3681 (1226 amino acids)
Biological process (GO): regulation of apoptotic process; apoptotic signaling pathway
Cellular component (GO): apoptosome
Molecular function (GO): protein binding; ADP binding
Source: RefSeq, a predicted model, not a curated record
AUGGAUGCGAAGAGUAGAAAUUACUUACUUAGGAAUCGCCAAGCAUUGGAAAAAGACAUCAAGACCUCUUAUAUUAUGGAUCGUAUGAUUUCUGAUGAAGUACUGACGUUACAGGAGGAGGAGAAAGUGAAACAACAGAAUACGCAGAAGGAGCGAGCAGCUAUGCUAAUAAACAUUAUUCUUACAAAAGAUAAUAAUUCAUAUAGAUCCUUUUAUAAUGCACUACUUCAUGAAGGGUACAGAGAUCUUGCUGCACUGCUUCAGGAUGGUAUCCCUGCCAUCUCCUCUGGUAAUGGAAAGAGUUCAAUGGAUGGAAUGACAUCAUAUGUUAAGACAAUUCUCUGCGAAGGAGGUGUACCACAGAGACCGGUUGUGUUUGUCACUCGGCCGAAACUGGUAGAUGCUAUUAAACAGAAACUGUGCUGCUUGGGAAGUGAUCCAGGCUGGGUCACAGUUUAUGGAAUGGCAGGUUGUGGGAAGACUGUUUUAACAGCAGAAGCUUUAAGGGAUCAUCAGCUCUUGGAAGAUUACUUUCCAGGAGGAGUUCACUGGAUCUCUGUUGGAAAACAGGACAAAGCAGGGCUCCUAAUAAAACUUCAGAAUCUCUGUAGUAGGUUAGAACAUGACUCUACUCUUUCACAAAGGCCACCACUUAACAUUGAAGAGGCUAAAGAUCGUCUUCGUUUGCUGAUGCUACGCAAAUAUCCCAGAUCUCUUUUGAUCCUGGACGACAUUUGGGAUUCCUGGGUAUUAAAAGCAUUUGAUAAUCAAUGUCAGGUUCUUAUCACCAGCAGGGACAGGAGCGUAACAGAUGCUGUGGCUGGCAAUAAAUAUGAGGUUCAUGUGGAAAGUGGACUAGCACAUGAGAAAGGACUGGAGAUUUUAUCCCUAUUUGUGAAUAUGAAAAUAUCAGAACUACCGGAACAAGCUAAUUGUCUUGUAAGGGAAUGCAAAGGUUCUCCUCUUGUGAUAUCCUUGAUAGGUGCAUUAUUACGAGACUUCCCUAGUCGUUGGGAGUACUAUCUCAAACAGCUGCAGCAUAAGCAGUUUAAAAGAAUAAGAAAAUCUUCUUCUUAUGAUUAUGAAGCCCUUGAUGAAGCAAUGUCCAUAAGUGUUGAGCAACUGAAUGACAAUUAUAAAGACUACUAUAAAGACCUCUCUAUCCUCCCGAAAGAUGUUAAAGUACCUACUAAGGUUCUCUGUAUUCUUUGGGAUAUGGAAACGGAAGAAGUUGAAGAUAUACUACAGGAAUUUGUUAACAAAUCGCUAUUGUUCUGUGAUCGUAAUGGGAAGUCAUUCCAUUAUUAUUUACAUGAUCUUCAACUUGACUUUCUUACAGAGAAAAAUCGCAACCAGCUUCAGGAGCUACAUAAAAACAUAGUAAAUCAGUACAAGAAAUAUUACAAACUUAAUACGCCUGUUCCAUCUCAAGAGGAUUGUAUGUACUGGUACAACUUUCUAGCGUAUCACAUGGCUGGUGCCAACAUGCAGAAGGAACUCCAUGAUCUUAUGUUUUCUCUAGAUUGGAUUAAAGCUAAAACAGAAUUGGUAGGGCCUGCUCAUCUGAUUCACGAAUAUGUAGAAUAUAGUUCAAUCUUGGAUCAAAAGGAUAGCACAGUACGUGAGAACUUCCAGGAAUUUCUGUCUUUAAAUGGGCACCUUCUUGGACGGCAACCGUUUCCUGAUAUUGUACAGCUGGGUCUUUGCCAACCAGAGACAAAUAAAAAAUCCUUGAAAAACCUCUACCGUCUGGUUGUUCGUCCACAUAGAGAUGCAGUUUACCAUGCCUGCUUUUCUAAGGAUAGACAAAGAAUAGCAUCAUGUGGAGCUGAUAAAACACUUCAGGUGUUUAAAGCAGAAAGUGGAGAGAGACUCCUGGAGAUAAGUGCCCAUGAUGAUGAAAUACUUUGUUGCGCUUUCUCUGCAGAUGGUGAAUUUGUAGCAACUUGUUCAGCUGAUAAAAAAGUGAAGAUCUGGAAUUCAAGAACAGGCCAGUGUAAGUGUGUAUAUGAAGAACACGCAGAGCAAGUCAAUUGCUGCCAGUUCAAUAACGGAACUGGUCAGUAUCUUUUAGCCACCUGCUCAAAUGACACUUUCAUCAAACUUUGGGAUUUGAACAAAAAGUAUUGUAGAAAUACAAUGAUUGGUCAUGUAAAUUCCGUCAUUCACUGUAGAUUUUCACCAAAUGAUGAAUACGUUGCUAGCUGCUCAGCAGAUGGAACAGUAAAGCUUUGGGAAGCACGCUCAGCAAAUGAACUGAAAAGUAUUGAGAUAAAAGAUUUCUUCAGAAAUGCAGAUGAGCAACCAGAUGAUGUAGAGGUCUUAGUAAAAUGUUGCUCUUGGUCCAGAAAUGGUGACAUGCUUUUGGUGGUAGCCAAAAAUAAGCUUUUGCUUUUUGAUGUUAAAACAUGUGAUUUGUUAACACAAGUCAUCGUAAGUCAUCACAGUACAAUUCAAUACUGUGACUUUUGUCCUGGUGAUGAGUUAGUAGCAGUUGCUUUGUCUCACUGUUCUGUUGAGUUAUGGAAUAUUAAGUCUUUAUCAAAAGUAGCAUAUUGCAGGGGACACAUGAGCUGGGUUCACUGUGUGACGUUUUCGCCAGAUGGAUCUUUAUUUCUGACAUCAUCUGAUGACCAGACAAUACGCAUUUGGGAAACAAAGAAGGUGUGCAAGUCUUCUGAUGCUGUGCUAAAAAGUGAACUAGAUGUUGUGUUUCACAGUGAUGAAGUGAUGAUUUUAGCAAUUUACAAUCAGAAACAUUUACAGCUUAUCAAUGGAAAUACAGACAGUGUUGUUAUGCACACAGCAGCCCAAGAAUCCCCCAUUUCCUGCUGUUGCUUAAGUGAAGAUCUUAAAUUUGCAGCUUUUGGACAGGAGAGUGGAACAAUAAAGGUAUUACAGUUGUUGGAUGGGAAAGUUCUGAAGUCACGGGAAGCCUACAGGACAUCCGUGCAGCAUUGUCGAUUUACUUCUGAUUGUCAGACUCUCAUUUCAAGUGCUCAUGAUUCUGUUAUACAGGUAUGGAAUUGGCAGUUGAGUGAAUGUGUGUUUCUGAGAGGACACAAGGAAGCAAUCAAGGAUUUCAGACUUCUGGAAAAUUCAAAACUUCUUUCUUGGUCUUUUGAUGGAACUGUUAAGGUUUGGAAUAUCACUACUGGAAACACAGAAAAAGAUUUUGCUUGCCAUGGAGGUGCUGUUCUUUCCUGUGCUGUUUCACCUGAUGGUAGUAAAUUUUCGUCUACUUCUGCUGACAAAACCGCAAAGAUAUGGAGCUUUGAAAGUUCAUCUGUUCUUCAUGAGCUGAAAGGUCAUGAAGCCUGUGUGCGGUGCUGUACUUUCUCUCCUAAUAACAAAUUAUUGGCCACUGGAGAUGACAAAGGAGAAAUAAGGAUUUGGGAUAUUUUAACAGGUGCAUUACUUCACUUCUGCUCACCAGUUACUGUAGAUGAAGGAGAACCAACACAUGGUGGUUGGGUAACAGACCUCUCAUUUUCUCCUGACAGUAAAAUGCUUGUGUCAUCUGGAGGCUAUCUUAAGUGGUGGAAUGUAAUUACUGGAGAAUCCUUACAAACCUUCUACACAAAUGGAACAAACCUCAAGUCAAUACACGUGUGCCCCAAUUUUGAAGUGUAUGUGACUGUUGAUAAUCUUGGCAUUCUUUAUGUAUUACAGAAGUUGUGA